Messenger RNA from Anguilla anguilla (European eel), 4407 nucleotides. It is a transcript of the gene bnipl, whose product is annotated as BCL2 interacting protein like. The transcript has 10 exons. Gene Ontology annotation, biological process: apoptotic process. The coding region runs from base 539 to 1528 and encodes 329 amino acids. Lineage: Eukaryota; Metazoa; Chordata; Actinopteri; Anguilliformes; Anguillidae. Gene Ontology annotation, cellular component: cytoplasm. The record is from RefSeq and is a predicted model, not a curated record.
GGGAAUAGGGAUGUUUCAAUGGAAAAUCGUUUGUCCUGAAAUAGAUGAAUUACUGCAUAUGUUUGUAUAAUUCCCUCCUUUUUAAACAAUAAUGACAAUACAUAGUAAGCUGCAGUGGACGCGACUGGGUAUGCAAGAAUUCACUUAUUACAUGAUUUGUUUGCAACUUUACAUCGCACAAUAAUUUUCGUACAAAGAGGCUACAUAUGCUGGCUUAUGUAGGUUGUUAUUAUUACUAAGUUGUGUAAAUACAGGCGGGUCAGUGCAGCUCAUGGGUCCCUCGCCGCACUAUGUUCAUUUGGGCGUUGUAGAAUGGCCACCUCACCUUUCAGGUGUAGCGAAUAUUGUUGUCACUGCGAAUGCAGCCCUCUCAUUGGCUGCGAGCUGUAUCUGACUCUCCCGGUUUCCAGGAGUGCUAACCUCCGUUGAGCGAGUUAAAAAAACAAAUAAAAGAAAAUAUGUCUGACACGCUGUAAAGCAUUAUACCACCAAACAAUACAGCCCGGAAGGCAGAAAGACUCUGCCUAACUUUAAGGACAUGGAGCUGAGAGAGGAGUGGCAGGAUGAAGAGUUUCCCAGGCCACUUCCAGAAUAUGCUCAUGGCCCAGAGGAUGAGCUGGAUGCUCCUGCUGCAGAGACAGGCAGACCUGUCCCUCCCAGCAGCCUGGCGCUGUCUGGAAGCAAGCCCAGGAAGAGGCGCCUGGCGGCCCCCAGGAUGAUCCUGGGUCUCGACCAGACCGACUCCCUGAUCUCGGAUGAGUUUGCGGCGGCCGCCCUCUCCACCUCCCCCGAGGACGACAUGGAGCUGGACAUAAACCUGGAGGCCCUGGAGACGCCUUCCGACAGCGAGUCCUGCAACUUCCCCGACAGCGCGCACGAACUGGAGUGGGAGGAUGACCUGCCCCGGAUGGACAGCGAGGAGGACAGGAAGGUCAGCACACCUGUUACAGACCAGGUGGAGAUGGACAUGGACCAGGUGGACAAAGAGGGCCGCAGGUGGCGCCGGUUCAGAAUCGCUGGGCAGGAGGUCCGCGUCAACAUGAGUGUGCUGGAGCCCUACCUCCAGGUGCUGUCCCAUGGGGGUUACUAUGGGGAUGGAAUGAAUGCCAUCAUCGUGUUUUCCUCCUGUUAUCUCCCGGAUAGCUCCACUGAGCACUAUGAAUACGUCAUGGAGAAUCUCUUCAGGUACAUUGUGGGGACCCUGGACCUGAUGGUUUCGGAGAACUACGUGAUGGUGUACCUUUGCGGAAUGGCCCCCCGAAGCAAGAUGCCUCCGAUAAAAUGGCUGCGUGAGUGCUACGUGACCGUGGACAGGAGGUUGAGGAAGGAUCUGAAAGGCCUGUUUGUUGUUCACCCUACCUGGUAUAUCAAAGCGCUGAUCACCAUCGUCAAGCCAUUCAUCAGUGUGAAGUUCAGCCGGAAGUUGCGCUUCAUUAACAGCCUGCUGGAGCUUCAGCAGUUCAUCCCGAUGGAGCAUGUCCAGAUCCCUGACUGCAUCCGACAGUUUGACAAGACGAUGAAUAGGUGAAUCGCCCUCAUCAUCUCCCUGUAAUAUAAUGUACAUAAGGACUGGAGAGCUGGGAAGAAGUGUGGGCGAGGCUGGGAAGGCUAGUGCAAGCAUCCAGGCCUACAGUGUGGGGUCACGGUUUCACAGCACCAAGGGCUGCCUUGUACAGUAUAGGGAGGUUGAAUAGUGGCAUGAGGGACAGCGUGUGAUGACACAUAUAGUAUAUCCCAGUUAUUUGGUGCAAGGGAGGAGGUCUGUUGAGGUAUUUUUAUAUAAUGAUGCCACUCAAUACCACAGGGUAAUAAAGGCAAACUCUAUGCCCUAUUCGUUGGCGAUAGCCACGGUUAUCAGUCUGUAUGACGGUGUUGAUUAAGGGUCUCCGCAACACUGCCAGGAAGUUCAGCACUGGCAACACAGAUCUUUUCUACUGCCAGUGUUCUUUUUACUCUUCCUGCAUCCAGUCAAAUGGGAAUGGAGAUUUCAAUUGAGAGUUUAUUGGAAAGGGAAAGACAUGAACAUUGGGAAAGAAGUUUUGUCAGAACAGGCUCUAGCAGUUCAGCACUUUUCCAGUUCGUCACAGCGAGCUGAUUGAUGUUUCAGAAUGAGCUCAUUCUCGCAGCACCCCACACAUCUCUCGUCACCAAACGCUGCCUGAACAGAACGGACGCCCUCCCUCCCCGUGAGGAGCUACACGACAUCGGCAUUGUUGCGUAACUACAGUGAGAUUGAUGGGUGCGAUAUUGCUAAAAUCAAUGGGAAUGCCUAAUUACUGGUUGGGUGAGCAAUGCGAGCUAUUAUUGGGCAAAAGGACUAUUAUAAGGCAGACUGUCUGUUAUAACAAAAACACUAUUUAUUCAGGCACUAAGUGCAAGUGUCAAGACCACCUUGCCCUUGUGAUUGAAGUUUGUAUUGUCUUCAAAAAUGCAUUGUAUCAUAUUUUGACUUUAAAACAUGUUUUAUAAUGUACAACUUAACAUUAAAUUCAUGGCAUAUCACUAUGUGCUUUUAGGGAGCAGUCUAGAGAACAGUAUGCAAUGAAAUCUUAUUGUAAACCUAGCAGCAAAUGCAGAAGAAACUGUUCAUGUUCUGUCCACUUCUGUAAGCAAAAGCCAUUUUAUUGCUCCUUGUCAGUGCAAAUAUUUAUACAAUGUUAACAGAUGGACAACCUGUACAUUCAGUUAUAACAGACUGAAAAUCCUUGGGGCUGAUUUUCUAAGUUAUGUCUGGUAUUUGAUUUUUUUUUUUUGAAGAGUACUGUGUACACUGGGAGGGUUUUUAGCACAUACCUGUUUCCACUGAAAGUGAACUGUACCUUUAAUAUGGGGUUGCAGUUGGGUGGGUGGAUUGGUGUUUGGUUUUAGAGAAGGCCUCUGAAUCUCACAGUGGGAACUUUCAGGAAACGUACUUUGACAGGGAAGGGAAAUGAGGUAGCAUUAUUGGGGAAAUAGGGGGGAGUUAUUACUGUUUGGCUUUGACCCGUAAACAGGAACUGAAGAAAUGUUUAAGAUUAUAUCAUUUCCAGUACCCUUUAACCCUUCAUAUGGAACAACCUCAUUCUGUGAACAGCACAAAUCAAGGACAAAAAAUGACAUUGUUGUAUGAACUACACUGAAUUAUGUGUUACUGUAUUUCCAGGCUUUACUAUAAUCAUUUCUUCAGCUAAAACCUAAAUUAUAUGUUAUUACAUAAGGACACAAUUAUAGUGGUUUUGUAAGUGGUAACACUACUUCACCAAAAACCUUUCACUGUUUUGUUCAAACAUGUACUGUAUGUUGUUUAUAAAGCUCGCUGUGCUGUUCGUUCACCCUUGGAUUCCUAAACUCCUCUGUUUUUCUUACUAUUCAUCAGGUUUUAUUGUAUUUUUCUACACUGCACACCCAUACAUCUGUUGAUUUCAAUUUCAAGAAUAUCCAGGGAUCAAAUUUAUUAUUUCACCGCAAACUUUAAAUAAAAUUAUACCCAGUGAUUACAGGGCUCAUACUGUAUGAGCGAUACCCUUUGAAAUAAUCCAGAGACAGAGUCCAGUUCAGAUUAUAUUGCCUGUAAAAUCACAAUAAUCAUUUGAAACAGCGUAGAGUGCUAAAUAUUUUAAAAUGAGCUCUGUGAGAGAUAUUGUAUGUGUAUGGUGUAUCUGUCUGAACACUGUCAUCUCAGGAUUUCAUUUCCAGAAAUUACAUUUUUAUAUAAAGACAUUUUUACAUUUAAAUUGCUUUGCUAUCAGUGCUUGUAAAACUAGAUAUGCGUCAUCCAAUAGCCUUGAGAUCUCUUUAAUGACCUGCAGGACUGCAUGAGCAGAUGCAUUGAUUUAACAAAAAAACUAACUAAAUCCAUUUGGAAUAUGGUUUGUAAUUGGCCAUCUGUUUGCAAGAUUUGCAUGAUUGCAUGACUUUUUGGACAUAGAAUUUUUUCAUCUGAGUUAAACUUGAUAAACACUGGUCUCACUGGUUGUAAAGCUUGUAGGAAGGUAUAUAAAAUCCCUUUACAGAAAUAAUCCAUGCCAUCUAUCAGCCCUCUGACUUUCCCCAGUUUGAAGAGGGAAAUGCAUUCUAAUCGCAUACCAGGCCUAAUUGCAUCAAUUAAAUGUAAUCAAUGAGCAACAACAGGCCAUGGAUUUCACUCACUGAAGCUUUUUACAGUGCAUGUGGUGCUCCUUUGAGUGCAGUCUCAGCUGUGGCCUGGCAAUGGUACAGUACGUUGUUGAACAAAGGAAACGAAAUGUUGUUGGUGCCUUAUUCCUCGUAAAGCCGUUUCUUUCCGACAUCUGUUAACACACACUGAAGUGGACACUGCUUAUUUUUUGUACAGCUCUAUGCAAACUGAUGGAAUGUUUUGGAAGUAUUAUCACUGUUUCGUUGUGGCUUGGUAAUGUAAAUAAAAAACGUCAUUAGGGGUUGUUGAGA